CGACUCCAGAACCUUCUUCCCUCCGCCUCCAUAUCUUUCUUCUUGGUCCGCCGCCUCCACCACUUCGCGUCCUCUGAGUUGCGUUGCGAGUUGGGAGAGAGAGAGUGCAGAGAGAUCCGCGAGAGGCUGCCUUGUGGGACCGGAGAGUCAGCGAGGGGAGAGGGAGAGAGAUGGCGGGGAUCGGGCCGAUCAGGCAGGACUGGGAGCCCGUGGUGGUGCGGAAGAAGGCACCGACCGCCGCCGCCAAGAAGGAUGAGAAGGCCGUCAACGCCGCCCGACGCUCCGGCGCCGAGAUCGAGACCAUGAAGAAGCACAACGCUGGGACGAACAAGGCGGCAUCCAGCGGCACAUCCCUAAACACCAAGCGGCUCGAUGAUGACACUGAGAACCUUGCCCAUGAGCGUGUCCCAAGUGACCUGAAGAAAAACCUCAUGCAAGCAAGGCUGGACAAGAAGCUGACCCAGGCACAGCUUGCUCAGAUGAUCAAUGAGAAGCCACAGGUGAUCCAGGAGUAUGAAUCGGGCAAGGCGAUUCCCAACCAGCAGAUCAUUGGCAAGCUUGAGAGGGCCCUGGGAACAAAGCUGCGUGGUGGUAAAAAGUAGCUUAAAUCCCUGGAGCAUCAAAAUUAAAGACAAGGCGAUCCGUCUGCUUAUCAUCUAUCUAUGCUCGGUUUUAUGGACAUGCAUACUGUUUCUGUUGGUACAUCAGUGAAUAACUGUGUUGUCGUGGACCUUGUCAUGCUGCUCCUCGUAUGUGUCAUACGCCCUAGCGUGUUAAGAGUUGUGCGGAACCUGCAUGCGAAUUGAUAUGAUAGCGUGCGUGGUCUAAGCAUGAUGUUGCUUUUUACUGGUGGUCA
Molecule: messenger RNA, 856 nt
Organism: Phragmites australis (common reed)
Lineage: Eukaryota; Viridiplantae; Streptophyta; Magnoliopsida; Poales; Poaceae
Product: multiprotein-bridging factor 1a-like
Exons: 4
Coding region: 171-602 (143 amino acids)
Cellular component (GO): nucleus
Molecular function (GO): DNA binding
Source: RefSeq, a predicted model, not a curated record